Messenger RNA from Mya arenaria, 537 nucleotides. RefSeq names its product putative nuclease HARBI1. The record is from RefSeq and is a predicted model, not a curated record. Lineage: Eukaryota; Metazoa; Mollusca; Bivalvia; Myida; Myidae. Bases 1 to 537 code for a protein of 178 amino acids. The transcript has 2 exons.
AUGGCCGACAUCAGACGCCGAAUUCGGCGUAUUCGUAACCGUAUCGCUGGUUUGCCGAUUCCGCGAGUUUUCCAGGACCGAACCAACCCGCUGGAAGUGAUGUCAGAAAUUGAGGUAUUCAACCGGUACAGAUUCCGGCCACACUCUAUCAUACAGCUUGUUGACAGGGCUUACCAAUCAAUGGUCCGGCCGACGAGUCGGUCAAAUCCACUCCCGCCACUUCUAAGUGUGCUUGUCACACUGCAGUUUUUGGCCACCGGCACCCACUAUAUAGUAGUGGGUGCUGUCCAUGGGAUUUCACCUUCUUCAGUAUGCCGGGCGGUGAAAGGUGUCAUCAAGGUGUUCGCCGAGAUCGGUAGCAGGACCAUAGGAUUUAGAUCGGAUGUGGCAGCAUACAAAGCAGAAUUUUAUCGAAUAGCAGCGUUCCCGAAUGUUGUCGACGGGGCACAUAUCAGGGUUCAGGCUCCGCGGGAAUAUGAAGGGGAUUAUGUUAAUCGGAAAGGGUACCACUCUAUCAAUGUUCAAGUAGGUAGUUAG